ACCAUGACCGGCAAGCACCAGCACUUCCAGGAACCCGAGGUCGGCUGCUGCGGGAAAUACUUCCUGUUUGGCUUCAACAUCGUCUUCUGGGGAUGAGAGCCACCUCGAAGGACGGGAUCCCGUCUCCUGCCCCUUUACCUCUCCAGUACCUGGGCCUGCUGCCUCGCCUUAAGCUCCUACAAAGGGGGAGGGUGCUGGGAGCCCUGUUCCUGGCCAUUGGUCUCUGGGCCUGGGGUGAGAAGGGUGUUCUCUCCAACAUCUCGGCGCUGACAGAUCUGGGAGGCCUUGACCCUGUGUGGCUCUUUGUAGUGGUAGGAGGCAUCAUGUCGGUGCUGGGCUUUGCCGGCUGCAUUGGGGCCCUCCGGGAGAACACCUUCCUGCUCAAGUUUUUCUCCGUGUUCCUUGGCCUCAUUUUCUUCCUGGAGUUGGCAACAGGGAUCCUGGCCUUCGUCUUCAAGGACUGGAUUCGAGACCAGCUCAACCUCUUCAUCAACAACAAUGUCAAGGCCUAUCGGGACGACAUUGACCUCCAGAACCUCAUUGACUUUGCUCAGGAAUACUGGUCUUGCUGCGGAGCCCGAGGGCCCAACGACUGGAACCUCAAUAUCUACUUCAACUGCACUGACGUGAACCCGAGCCGGGAGCGCUGCGGGGUGCCCUUCUCCUGCUGCGUCAGGGACCCUGUGGAAGAUGUCCUCAACACUCAGUGUGGCUACGAUGUUCGGCUCAAACUGGAGCUGGAGCAGCAGGGCUUCAUCCACACCAAAGGCUGCGUGGGCCAGUUUGAAAAGUGGCUGCAGGACAACCUGAUCAUCGUGGCUGGGAUCUUUGUGGGCAUCGCCCUCCUCCAGAUCUUUGGUAUCUGCCUGGCCCAGAACCUCGUGAGUGACAUCAAGGCAGUGAAGGCCAACUGGUGAGGCUGCCUCGCUGGCCAUGGCCACUCGCCUGGCUGACCCAGGGACCCCCCCCCCCCGCAACUCUCCCCAUGAUGGGCAAGGCUGCAGGAGGUGUUUCUGCUUGGACCUGAACCCCACAUGGGGCUUGCGUGCCUCUGGGCUGUGCACCCAUGGAGAGAGCUGCAUGGCUCUGCCCGGGCUGCCUGUCCUGUAGCUGUGUGCACGGAGGGUGGGUGUGGCCAGUGGGUGUGCACAGGGAGCCGCCAUCUCAGCUGUUGUUGGGUGGUUGGCUCUCCAGGGGACUAGGACGGGCACAGCUAAGGGGGCAGGCCAGGUGGGGUGGGCUUGGGGCCUGCUGUUGCGUGGGACACAGCCUCAUGUAUCUCAGAGCUCUCUCCACUAGCUGUGACCUUGACCCUGCCAGGAGCCCACUUCAGCCUCAAUGUCUCAGACUCUAAAAUGGGUCCAAGAAUUUUCUCUCCCUUGCUUGCCUCUCAGGAUCAAACAUGAUGACGGCUACAGACUACUCAAAUAAACAAAACCUUGAAAACCACUGGCUUCCGCCCGGCAUCUUGAAGGUUCUGUCAGCUGCAGGUUCUCAGCAGAGCUCUCCAUCUUGGGCCCCAGCCUGGAGCCAUCCGCCAAUGUGUUUUCUUGGCCUGGGUAGUAUAUACAUUUGAGACAACCUGUAAAACUUGGAGUAUUUCACAUAAAAGUCCAGGUCCCCAGCUUCUUGUGAAGAUUGGCCAUCUGGCCACAGCAGCUCUUGGGACAUCGUCUCCUGGGUCAUGUGCUUCCUGUUCUCUGAGGGACCCACCUGGCCUGUGCUGCUCACCCUGUAGGUUGGGGUUGGCCUCCCCACUGCUGUAGGGUUUUUCCCUGCAACCACUGCGAGGCUGCCGUGGGCUAAGCCUGGGGUGAGGCACCAGGAUGUGAAGAAUGGGGAGGCUGGACCCUGCCGUGAAGAGGCCACACAGCCUAGGAGGAGUCCAGCCACACUGGAGACUGAGAUGGGUGCCCAGGAGAGUGGCUGAGGGGUGGAAUGGAGAUCAGGAAUGUUUGGGGAAGGAAGUAGUUGGAAGUUGAAAACUUGGCACACAUGGGGUUGGGGGGAGCCUGCUUUGGGACCCAUGGUGGUUGACACGGGCUCACUUGGAAUCAAAUCAAAACUCUUCAUGGAGGCCUGCAGAGCUGCCUCAUGGCCACCAGAGGGCACACCAGCAAGCUUUGCCUGGGUCUGGCUGCUUCGUCCACAACCUCACUCUGGUACAGCCAAGUGCCUGGUGUGUCCACCCAGCUUACCAGUACUUUGGGUUCAGGGAAUUUGAGAACUUUGAAAGGAGCAACUGGCUCAGACUUGUGAAGUCUGCUGCUCUCAGCUCUGCCUCUUAGCUGCAUGAAGGGGUGUGUGUAGAGUGACUGCCGCACCCAUCCCUAGGGUGCCCUUUGUGGAUAAAAGGGGGGAUUUGGGCUGGUUCACAGAUCUCUUACUCAGAUGCUCUUAAGGUUGUAUAAAUGAAUGAAGUAGGCCUUUGACUUGUGAGGUCUUUGCAGUGCAACUGACUUUCCUACUGUUCCUGAAGACUACACAGAGAGACAUUGCUUUAUAAUGAAAAAUAUUUGGACCAUCAAGUUGACAAUGGCAGCUGACCUUGAGGUACAAUAGAGUGGUGGGGACUGGCAAAGCACAGGUCCCCAUCUGAAGUUGGUGGUUGUCAUUUAGUUGUGGCUAAUUGCUAUAAAGUGGGAAUGCAGGUCUAAUGUCAGAAAUCUGGAGAAGCCAGAGAUCCAGGCUUUUAUGUGAAAUAUUCCUAUUUUUAAGGUGUUGACAACUAAUGAAAAAAAAAUGCUGCAAGCCCAACAAAAGAGGAGGGAGCCAGCUUUGGCCCCUGUGUCACUACGGUUCCCUCUGGGAUAAUCACCCAUUGGGGUCCUGGCUGCUGUGCCAUUCAGGGGUGCUGGGAGCUGCUGCCAGGAGGGGAGGGUGUGGGGUAUGCAACCAGCAUUGUAGCUCCCAGACACAGGCUGGACAGUGUCCUGGGGUCCCUGACACGUACCAGUGGAGUACAAUAAAUGGAGCUCACAA
Messenger RNA from Aethalodelphis obliquidens (Pacific white-sided dolphin), 2982 nucleotides. It is a transcript of the gene TSPAN17, whose product is annotated as tetraspanin 17. The record is from RefSeq and is a predicted model, not a curated record. Gene Ontology annotation, cellular component: plasma membrane. Bases 93 to 917 code for a protein of 274 amino acids. Lineage: Eukaryota; Metazoa; Chordata; Mammalia; Artiodactyla; Delphinidae. The transcript has 9 exons.